Messenger RNA from Pangasianodon hypophthalmus (striped catfish), 1897 nucleotides. RefSeq names its product ring finger protein 115a (gene rnf115a). Gene Ontology annotation, cellular component: nucleoplasm; cytoplasm. Gene Ontology annotation, biological process: ubiquitin-dependent protein catabolic process; positive regulation of DNA-templated transcription; protein ubiquitination. NCBI's taxonomy places the organism in Eukaryota, Metazoa, Chordata, Actinopteri, Siluriformes, Pangasiidae. The record is from RefSeq and is a predicted model, not a curated record. The coding region runs from base 76 to 1017 and encodes 313 amino acids. Gene Ontology annotation, molecular function: ubiquitin protein ligase activity. The transcript has 9 exons.
UUUGCCUGAAAACGGGUAGGAAAAGUAUAACGCCCGGAGGACCGACGUCAGUGUUUGUGUGCGGUUGUCGGAAAGAUGGCGGAGGCUGCGGCAGUUCCUCCGCAUCGGUUUUUCUGUCACUGUUGUAAAGGCGAAGUGAGACCAAAACUCCCGGAGUAUAUCUGCCCCAGAUGUGACUCUGGAUUUAUUGAGGAGGUGACAGAAGACUCCAGUCUUUUGCACGGUAGUACGAAUGGCCUUGAUGACACAGCUUCACAGUUUGCAGAGCUCUGGCAGCUUCUGUUUGUGGAGCGGCCGUUCACAGUGGACUUGGACAGCCCUGACUCAGAGCCACGGGUUCCAGGAGGUGCUGGAGGACUAGGUCUGGGAGGAGGGUCAUUUGGUGGCUCCGUCCCUGGAGGCCUCAGCGGGACUCUCGGUGGCCCUCUAGGUGGAGGAGGAGGAGGAGAGCACUGGGGCCCCAGCCGUCCCCCUCGCCUGCACACUCAGAGGAGAUACAGAUCCAGAGGAAGCAGUCGGCCGGAUCGCUCCCCUGCUGUAGAGGGAAUAGUACAACAGUUUCUUGCUGGCCUUUUUGCCAAUUCAGGUGCUCCAGGUUCCCCUCCACUGUCAUGGACGGGAAUGCUGCACUCAAACCCUGGUGACUAUGCCUGGGGGCAGGGGGGUCUGGAUGCCGUCAUUACACAGUUACUGGGUCAGUUUGAGAACACAGGUCCUCCUCCUGCAGAGAAAGAGAAAAUCUCCUCCCUCCCCACGGUCAUUGUUUCUCAGGAACAGGCUGACAGCAGUUUGGAGUGUCCGGUGUGUAAGGAGGACUACACAGUCGGGGAGCCAGUCAGGCAGCUGCCCUGUAACCACUUCUUCCACAGUGACUGCAUUGUACCCUGGCUAGAACUGCAUGACACAUGUCCGGUAUGCAGGAAGAGUUUGAGUGGAGAGGACAGUGGCAAUCAGCCACCCUCAGAGCCCUCCUCCGUAAACACCGAGCCCCGGACACAGGAGAGAUGGUCUUACUGAGAGAGACACCCACACAUGCUUCAUUUCAUCUCUGCUCUAUCUCUGUCUAACGCUCACAACGCACCCAAUGCGUGAGACUUGCCACUAUUCGGCAUUCCAGUCUUAACGCCAGCCUCUCUCACACUCUCUCUCUCUUUUCAUUUUUGAUCUUACCACUCUCGUAUGGUUUACUCUGGCUUGUUUACUGUUUUACUUUAUAUCUCUCAUGCUUCCACUGUAGUGGCCUGUCUCUAGUCUCCUUUCUGUCUCUGCAUUGACACUUUUACAUUAAUUCAGAGGUGUUUGCAUUUGAUUACAUCUUUUGUCCUGGUGUCUGCUUUCCCAGGCUAUUGACUCUGAAGACCGCACAUGCUCACCAUCAUCUUGUAGGCAUAACACUACAUGAGCCAUCCUUCUUAUAGAAUGUGCAGUGUUAUGCACUUACCACGAAGCUGAACUGCACAUGCUACACAGAGCCACCCCUGUUCAGUCUAAUAGCCAUGAGGUUCAGUGUGUUCCCAGGCCCAUUCUACUGAUUGGUUGCCCUUGACCUCUUUUCGCUCACUUUUAGCACACCUGUUCAUUGAGUCACCUUGUCCUGUCUUGGUAGUUGUUACCAGUCUCAGAGCUCUCCUCUUUCCUCUCCCUCUUGCCAUCUGUGCACUUCACCCAGGUGUAUAUAUUACAGGCACACAUGGUGUCCCUCUCAUCUCCCCCUCAUUGGCAUCACUCCUUUUCUUUUUUUGUAAAUAAUUUUAGUUCGAAAUCUCAUUCAAAGACAAACAAAAGGAAUACUGCAUAUAAAAUGGUGAAUCCCUAAAUAUUAAAAUAUAUAUUAUAUAAAUGAUGUGUUGUCAAUUAUGUAUUGAUAAUAAAACUGAAUAAAAAUCAGUUAACUGUU